CACUAUAAGAGGACCUCACACCCUACACUCGCAAAGCACACAACCACAAACACUUCAACACACACAACUAGCUGUAGCUACUAUAGCUGCCUAACUCAUUAAUAACUCACUAGCUAGUAAGCUCGAUCCUCAGAAGUCAAGAAGACGGCGAUGGCGGAGAGAGUGGCGAAGCUGUCGACGGAGAAGGCGGUGGUGAUCUUCACGUGGAGCGAGUGCCCGAUGUGCCACACGGUGGACAGGCUCUUCUCCGACCUCGGCUCGUGCGCGGCGGUGCACGAGCUCGACAAGGAUCCGCGCGGCCGCGAGAUGGAGCGCGAGCUCGUCCGCCGCCUCGGCCGCUCGCCGCCCGUCCCCGCUGUCUUCAUCGGCGGCAACCUCGUCGGCUCCACCGACAGGGUCAUGUCGCUGCACCUCGCCGGCCAGCUCGUGCCUAUGCUCAAGGGCGCCGGCGCCAUAUGGCUCUGAAUCCAUUCAUCCAUCAAUCCAUCGAUGACAACUAUAACCACUCACACCCCUAAUUUUGUUGUGAGUCUAUAUAGAAACCACCUUGCAUGCAUGAAACUAAUUAAUUAUUUGCAUGUGCUUAAAAAUUAAAAGAGCUAGCUACGUAUACACAUGCAUGUACGUUACGUGCAUGGUACAUGCUAUAUAUAGAGUGUGUUCACAAGUCACAAGUAUGAGGUCCAUAUCUGGACCGUCCGAUGACAAAGGGACGGUUAGGAUGUUGACCGGUGACGAGCCAAGUUCUUACAUCAAGGCAGUUCCCAAGAAUAUGUGAGAGGUUUUGUUUUGCUUUGCCGCUAGUGUACUCUAGCAGGGCUGAAAAGGGUUAGGAAUGACCAGUCCGUGUCUUUGAAUGAUUAAAGGGCUUGUAACCUAGCUUCCCUUUCCAGUUUUCCCAAUGAGAUAUGAAUUUUGAGCU
Phragmites australis (common reed) is the source of this 922-nucleotide messenger RNA. Its product is annotated as glutaredoxin-C15-like. Bases 151 to 465 code for a protein of 104 amino acids. The record is from RefSeq and is a predicted model, not a curated record. Lineage: Eukaryota; Viridiplantae; Streptophyta; Magnoliopsida; Poales; Poaceae. The transcript has a single exon.